Cetraspora pellucida is the source of this 1652-nucleotide messenger RNA. The record is from the annotation of a GenBank genome assembly. Lineage: Eukaryota; Fungi; Glomeromycota; Glomeromycetes; Diversisporales; Gigasporaceae.
UAUAUACUAUUCUUGAGCAAGAUAUUUUCGAUAUGUCAAGUGAAGAUCGCUCAAAGUUGAAAUAUCCGGAUUAUUGGAGCCGAGACUUUAACGCCUGGGGAAACUUAAACGAUUGGGACACCUACUGGAUCGAAAAGCAAACGAAGUCAACAUCAAUUACCAAGUACAAGUCCCACUUAGCCUUAGGUGACGAACUGAGAUGCCUGAGGAAAAUAUAUACAAGUACACAUCCUGCUUAUAAUAAAAUCCUUAAUUUUGAGAAAGAAUUGAAGGGAACAGACGAGUUCUGUGAGGGUUUUAACGAGUUUAAAAACAUGGGUAGUGACGAGUUCACUAAUCCAGCAGACGAGUCUGAGAGGGUUUUAACGAGUUUAAAAACACUGGGUAACGUGGGCAUAGAAACACUGUUUGAAACAUGGAGGGACGAGUUCCCGUGGCUUGUUGUGGACUUUCUUCCUCCUAAGGGCAUGCGAGAUGGCCUAAAGAUAGCUCGGAAAAGGUUCCACAUAAAUUCUGAGAUGGAUUUUGCGUCAGUCGAAAGAGAACGGAAAAGACUUAAGAGGCAUGCUGGAAAUGUCCUUCCUGAUAGUUCAGUGCUACCACCACCAUCAUCAUCUAUGCCAACUAACAUACAAACUUGGAGUUUGCCCUCAGGAAAAUUCGUUAAGGAUAUUUUUGCUGAAAAUAUAUCUCGGCAUGCUGAAAUCUUAAAAGAUAAGAAGAAAAUAAAUGCAGCAGAUAAAGCUACCUUGAGAUAUGGCAUGUCAAGAAUCAUCGAUCUCUCAGCACAUAUGCGGGGAUGGUUUUCUGCCAGUGAACGUCAGCAUAUGACGAAAGAUUACGAAGAAAUUCUCAAAGUUCCUGAGUUAGCCGAAGAUGCCAAUGAGUUCAUUGCAAAAGUAGAAAGGAUGGUAAAGGAAGGCAAUGUCAAUGAAGCAUACAAAUAUUGUCUCAAUCAACAUGCAGAUGCAUCAGUUAAUACUUGUCUUUAUAAAAUAACUAGAGUUUAUAGUGAUUUCCUCUUUAAGGUCAAAGACGGAAAUGAUUUGCUAGAUUGUGCUGGUGAACAUCACACCGAAAUUGAUGUUAUUGUAAAAGCAUGUGCUUACAUUGUUGAUGGAUUACUAAAUGGAAAUGGAAUACAUUGUAAAUGGGGUGAAUCAUUUUGUCCUCUGAGUAAAUCCACAAGUCAUAAGAAAGGACGCAAGUGCGAUGUUCGAUUCUUAAGUCAUGCAGGAAUAGAUCUUGGUGAAUGGGAGUUUGCUGCUGAAGCAACUCCAACUAAAGUAGUUGGAGAUCGUUGUCGCUCAGCUAGAAUCAACCAAUCAAUAUUGAAUGGCCUGUUGAGCAGAAACUUAGCUGAUAAACAAGUGGAUAUGAUCAAGGUUCCAUUUUUACAAAUUGCUGGCAUCUUCGGACAGUUGUUGGUAGAAGACAUGGUAAAUGGCUUUUACAUUGUUUUUCCUGGUGCAACAUUCGAAUUACCAACAAAAUUGGCUCACUUUGGAAAAUUAAAAGCAACAAUAAAAAUUUUUAACCAUGUAAUGGAUAUCUUCAAAAUUGACGAUGAAAAAUCCUUACAAUGCAAAUCAGAUUUAUUCACGAACCAUGGUGGAUACCAAAAAAUAAACCUUAAAAAUCUCAAGUAUUAA